GCAGUAGAAAGGAAACAGUCAGAGAGGAAUGGAGCAAACACAGCCUUCUCUGCCAUUGGGGUGGGAGGAGAGGUGGCAGAGAGAUAAGGAGAAGCGGAGGAGUGCGAUGGAGGAGGGGGGGAGGAGAAUAGAGGAGGAAGAGAGGAAGCUGAGGUGGAUAGUGGCGUAUAACAGCCGUAGGAUGGGAGCAAAGGUGAGGAGUGAGGAAGACCAGGAUAGCGAGGAAGAUGAGGAUGAUGAAGAGCAGCCAUACCACAGGCACAGCCACCCCAGCGAGCUCUUCCUCUCCCUGGAGGCGCUGCAGGGCUCCGCCCUCCUCACUGACCUCACCCUGAGCACCGCAGCGGGGGGGGCACUGCACACGCACUCCCCCGUCAUGGCCUCCGUCUCCACGCUCAUCCGGCAGAGUCUACAGGAGCGGGACAGAGAGGGAGAGGCCACAGCUCACACACAGCUCCCACACACACACACACACACACAGCUCCCACACACACACACAGACACACAGCGCCCACACCUGCACACACACACACAGCUCCCACACACACACACACACACACAGCUCCCACACACACACACACACACACAGCUCCCACACACAGAGCUCUCCGUUUGUCUCAGUGGGGAUGUGGAGCAGGAAGGGCUGGCCGCGGUCGUCGAGUUUGCCUACACCGGCGCCAUCGCUGGGCUGAACCCCUGCUCCGCUUCACGGGUUCGAGCAGCCGCCGUUGCUUUGGGUGCCCACAGAGUCCUGCAGCUGUGCACUGAGGAAGAGGAGGAGGGGCCGGAGGGAGGAGGGAGGGAGGACGAGAGGAAGAGGAGGGUGUUGGAGGUGAGCCUGGACUGCAUCAGGCAGCUGUGGGUGGAGCAGGUGGGCUGUGAUGUGGAGCUACAGGUGGAGGGCAAGACUUUCCCUGCCCACAGGGUGCUCCUGGCGGCCUGCAGUGAGUACUUCCGGGGCAUGUUCUGCAGUGGGAUGAGGGAGUCCCGGCAGGACCAGGUGGAGCUAAGGGCCCUGGAGGGGGCGGGGUUUGGGGAGCUGCUGAGCUGCUGCUACACGGGGCAGCUAUGCCUGGGGUGGGACAGCGUAUUUGAGAAGGCCUCCACAGCCCUGCAGCUGCAGCUGCGCCCGGCGCUGCCGCUCUGUCUGCACUUCCUGCGCAGUCACCUGGACGCCCGCUCAUGCCUGGACGUAGCCGCCUUCGCCGAGGCUUAUGGGAUACAUGACCUGCAGGAGGAGGCCGAUGACUUCCUCCUCAGCCGCUUCCAGGAAGUAGCGGUCACGCCCAAGUUCCUGGACCUCCCGGUGGACCGUGUGCUGGCGGUGCUGGGCAGCGAUGCGCUCUGCACUCCUUCGGAGCUGACCGUGUUCCGCGCCGCGGUUGCCUGGCUGCAGGCUGACCCCGCCCGCCUGGCCCGGGCCGCAGAGGUGAUGGCCGCCGUCCGCUUCCCGCUCAUGACCUUCCGGGAGUUCCGAGAGGUGCGGGCCGUGGAGCUGCAGAUAGAGGUGGGCGGGGCCAGCGGGUCAGAGGGGGUGGAGCUCUACGGAGCCUCGUUCUCCAGGUUUGGGUUCGCAUCCUCAGAUUCACGGGAGGUUUGCAGGGUGAGGUGUCCCAGGCAGACUCUGGUCCUGGUUGGGGGGGACUGGCUGGACCCCGAUUCGGGCCAGAGGCGGCCCAGCCGGCAGCUGUGGUUUGCCCACGCCCUGCGCAAUCACAUCGGCCUGGUCAAGGACGUGGAAUGGAGGCUUCUGGGAGAAAUGCCCGACCCGCCCCGGUUUCGGCAUGGCCUGGGGGUUCUAGGGGGCCAGCUGUAUGUGUUCGGAGGCUGCCACUUCUAUGCCAAGUCUGACACCCUAAAAUCUGCCUACAGGUACAACCCUGUGCAGGACAGGUGGCAGAGACUUGCUGACAUGCAGGAGAACAGGAGCAACUUCUCAUUGGUGGAGAGAGAGGGGCGUUUCUAUGCCAUUGGAGGGGACAGAGACAUCAACAACAACAUGGACAGUGUGGCCUGCUACUGCCCCAACACUGACUGCUGGAGGUAGGGUGGGGUAGUAGAGUUUAUGUGUGGGGUAGUAGAGUUAAUGGGUGGGGUUAUAGAGUUAAUGUGUGGGGUAGUAGAGUUUAGGGGUGAGGUAGUAGAGUUUAUAGGUGGCCCUGGGGGUGUUGACAUGUGAAGAAACUGUAGAAUUUUAUCUAACAAAUCAAACGUGUCUCAGUGUCCUAAUGGCUGACAUAAUCCCCUC
This is a messenger RNA of Anguilla anguilla (European eel), 2248 nucleotides long. RefSeq names its product kelch-like protein 33. The transcript has 3 exons. The coding region runs from base 29 to 2047 and encodes 672 amino acids. The record is from RefSeq and is a predicted model, not a curated record. Lineage: Eukaryota; Metazoa; Chordata; Actinopteri; Anguilliformes; Anguillidae. Gene Ontology annotation, molecular function: protein binding.